Molecule: messenger RNA, 2285 nt
Organism: Xenopus laevis (African clawed frog)
Lineage: Eukaryota; Metazoa; Chordata; Amphibia; Anura; Pipidae
Gene: oprk1.L
Product: opioid receptor kappa 1 L homeolog
Exons: 4
Coding region: 490-1668 (392 amino acids)
Source: RefSeq, marked reviewed
CCCUGUACUUUACUCUCCAGUCUAUAUUUGUUAAAUAUGCUCCCAUUGAUGUGGAUGCCAGUUAAACAGUUUGCUCCUAGACUUAUCAUUCUACACCCCAAUUUUUCACCACUUGGUGCUGUCAUGAUGAGAGUUUACGAUCCACCAGAGAGUGCUGCUACGGCUGCUGCUGUGUAAGGCAGGGAGAUGGAGUGAGUGUAGGGGAGGGGCUAUGGACCAGAGGCACAGGGAACAAGGCACACACGUAGGUUAUCCCUGGGAAUGAAUAGGGAGAAGCUUUGGAAGAGAGAGUCAGGGAGGCAAAACCCAUAGAUUUCUUUUUUAUUCAUGAGACUUGAAAAUACAGAAGCUUGCUGAGUUCACCUAGAGCUUAAGAGAGAAUCCCGAGUACUAAAACUAGCAGACACAUAGAGGAACGCUGCUUCAUCUGCAUCCUUCACUUCUUCAAAGCUGCCUGGAGCAGUAUUUUCUAAGGCUAUUUUCUCAUAAAUGGUGAUGGAAUCUCCAGUACAGAUUUUUCGAGAGGAAGAAGAGGUUAUACUAGACAGAGCUCCAGUGGGCAAUACCUGCUCUUCCAGCUGUGCACCUGCAUGUCCUUCAACUUGCUUUCCCAACACAAGCUGGCUGCUAGGCUGGGAUGAUCAUGAAAAUGUCAGUGUGUACCCUGAUUUACCACUAAAUGAAGGCAAUCACACGAGUAUCUCACCAACAAUUUCAGUAAUAAUUACUGCUGUCUACUCCAUGGUUUUUGUGGUUGGCUUAGUGGGAAAUGCCCUAGUGAUGUUUGUAAUUAUCAGGUAUACCAAAAUGAAGACUGCUACCAACAUUUAUAUUUUUAACCUGGCACUAGCCGAUGCUCUAGUUACCACUACAAUGCCCUUUCAAAGCACUUCAUUCUUAAUGAAUUCUUGGCCUUUUGGAGAUGUGCUCUGUAAAAUUGUGGUUUCUAUUGACUACUAUAAUAUGUUUACCAGCAUAUUCACCUUAACCAUGAUGAGUGUUGAUAGAUAUAUUGCAGUGUGCCAUCCUGUAAAGGCCCUGGAUUUCCGUACACCUCUAAAAGCAAAAUGUAUCAAUAUAUGCAUUUGGAUGUUAUCAUCCUCUGUUGGCAUAUCUGCUAUCGUACUUGGAGGGACAAAAAUUAGUGAUGGUUCAACUGAAUGCGCCCUACAGUUUCCGACUCACUACUGGUAUUGGGACACUGUGAUGAAAAUGUGUGUAUUCAUCUUUGCAUUCAUAAUCCCAGUAUUUAUCAUAACCAUCUGUUAUACUUUGAUGAUCCAUCGGCUAAAAAGUGUCCGCCUUCUUUCUGGGUCACGGGAAAAGGAUAGAAAUCUCCGUCGUAUUACAAGACUAGUGCUUGUCGUGGUGGCUGUGUUUAUUGUAUGCUGGACCCCAAUUCAUAUUUUUGUUCUGGUAGAAGCACUAGUGGAUGUACCCCAAAGCAUUGCUGUCGUGUCUAUUUAUUAUUUUUGUAUUGCACUGGGGUACACAAACAGCAGCCUAAACCCUAUUCUUUAUGCGUUUUUGGAUGAGAAUUUUAAAAGAUGCUUCAAAGACUUUUGCUUUCCUUCAAAGCACAGACUGGAUCGUCAAGGAAACAGCAGGGUUGUGAACACUGUGCAAGACCCAGCCUGCAACAGGGGCGGUUCUCAAAAGCCCGUAUGACUAGCAGUGGAAAUGACGUCAUUAACGCCACACGGAAGAGAACCAAAUGAACUGGCAUUAACUCAGAUUACUUCUGCUGUAUAAAUGCUGUGUAUAUAAACUGCCAUAUAUAACUCCUGCUGUAAAUAGCCAUGUAUAUACAAUAUAUAAUUUGUCCCAUAUUGUACAGUAUUUUUACCUUGGGCAAAUAUGUUACUUUUUUUUAAUGGAAUAGAUCAACCAGUAAGGGUAUGAUAUCACAGGCAGAAAUAAAAUGCUCAUCUCUGUCAAAUAAAUACUGUAAAAUCCUAUAUUCCUUAUAUGUAUUUUUGGCUAAUUAAGCCCCUAGAAUUAGCAGAAACACUGAAAAAGUCUUUGGAUCUUUUUUAAAGCUCAGUCUGGAAAAAUACAAAGCAAAUAUAAGGAUUGCACACUCAGUCUAUGUAAAAAGUCAAAAAAUGUAUUGUAUCAAAAACUUACAGUACAUAUUAGCAAACAGCCCUACGCAUUUCAAACACAUUUGUGGUCUUCAUCAGGGGCAGAAUACACAUCAAAUACAAAAAAAAGAUAAAAAGGGCCCUUUCAGUGAAUAUAUUCUGGUUUUAUAUGAAUGUAAGACACUAUUGAUCAACAAUAUG